UAACAGGCUAACAAGCUAAUAAGCUAACAGGGUAACCGGGAGACUUAUCGGUUAAAACGCGAAGAAGAAACAACGGAAACGGAAGAAAAAGUUCGUGAGAGAGCGGAGAGCAGCCGCAGUGCCUGAUGGGAAACAUCGCGGACGUUUCUUCACUUUUCAAACAGUUCGGCUGCUGCUGCUAAAUGCUAGCGGCUAGCGUGCUAGCAGAGCGUAAAGUUUGAGGAAGUGCGACCUGUUCAGGAUGAGUGAGGACCCCGAGCUGCAGGGGGCGGCAGAGUUCAUCAGAGAGCGACUGUACUUCGCCACGUUACGCAGCAAACCCAAGAGCACGGCCAACACACACUACUUCUGCACCGACGACGAGUUCGUCUACGAGAAUUUCUAUGCAGACUUCGGGCCUCUCAACUUGUCCAUGUUGUUCAGAUUCUGCUGCAAACUCAACAAGAAGCUGAAGUCCUUCACUCUGACCAGGAAACGAAUCGUUCACUACACCAGCUUCAACCAGAGGAAGAGAUCCAACGCUGCUGUUCUGAUUGGAGGAUACGCUAUCAUUUACCUGAAGAAAACUCCAGAGGAAGCGUACCGAGCUCUGGUCUCUGGAUCCAACGCCUCCUACCUGCCCUUCAGGGAUGCGGCCAUUGGAAACUGCAGCUACAGUCUCACUCUGCUGGACUGUCUUCAGGGCAUCAGGAAGGCUCUGCAGCACGGCUUCUUUGACUUCGAGACGUUUGAUGUGGACGAGUAUGAACAUUACGAGCGGGUGGAGAACGGAGACCUGAACUGGAUCGUCCCGGGGAAGUUUGUGGCGUUCAGCGGACCGCACCCCAAAACUAAAGUGGACAAAGGUUACCCUCUCCACGCCCCCGAGGCGUACUUCCCCUACUUCAGGAAACACAACGUCACCACCAUCGUCCGUCUCAACAAGAAGAUCUACGACUCCAAGCGCUUCACCAACGCCGGCUUCGACCACUUCGACCUGUUCUUCAUCGACGGCAGCACGCCGAGCGACACCAUCACUCGCCGCUUCCUGCACAUCUGUGAGAGCACGGACGGGGCGGUGGCCGUCCACUGCAAAGCUGGUCUCGGCAGGACCGGGACUCUGAUCUGCUGUUACCUGAUGAAACACUAUCGCUUCACGGCGGCCGAGGCCGUGGCCUGGAUCCGGAUCUGCAGACCGGGUUCUGUGGUGGGACCUCAGCAGAACUACCUGGAAGACAAGCAGGCGGCGCUGUGGUUGCUCGGCGACACUGAACGCGCCCAGAAGAUCAAGCUCGAGGAGAGGGGCGUGUCUCACCUCAUCACCAGCAUGGACGACCUCAACCUAAACUCCGCCCUCAACAGCAGCACGAGCAGAUCAACGACCUCUGACCUUCUACACAAGGGGGAGCUAACAGACGGUGGCCUCGGUCUGACUCAGGGAGACAAACUCAGAGCGUUAAAGAGUCGACGCCCCCCCCGCCCCGCCACCACCGGACCCCUGAGGACGGACGACAUGAAGAUUCACAGCAGGUCGGCGUCUCAGCCGCUCAGGUUAUCGAUGGGAGCCCCCCCCCCCUCCCCCCUAAAGUCCUUCAGGUUCCCAUCGUCUUCGUCUUCAGCUGCAGCCAAAAGGAUCGGGAGGAGUGCGUCCUCCACGGCGUCCAACAUCAGGAGCUCAGCCCUUGGCUCCCGAUUGGCCAGCUCUCUGACUGACCUUUAUGUGGAGGAGGAAACAACAAAUCAUUAUUCUUCAGCUCCUCCCUCCUCCUCCUCUGUGCCCCUAAGCCCCUCCUCCUCCUCCCUGGUCCCGUCUUCUCUUUGUCGCUAUGGUAACGGCCCUCGCGGUAUGCAGCACGAAGUCAACAACAACAGCAGUCCGUUCAGCUCCACAGCGCCCCCUGCAGGAAAGAGCUUUGUCCGCCCUGGGGCCUACAGUGCCAUGAAGGGCCCCCCCACACGCUACCUGAGCCGCUCCAUACCUUCUCUUCAGUCGGACUUCAUCCAGUACUAAAACUACAGAUCUAACCUGAGGACACAUGGGACACAUUACCCACAAUCCCCCUGACGACCCUGAGAAGGAAGCGACUGAAGACGAACAGCUGCUCUUUCUACACUGAAUGUAAAUGAGAUGAUGUCAUCGACUCGUGUCGAUACAGAGACAGAUUUUAUAUAAAUGUAUUUUUAUUUUAACAAAGAUCGUUUAGAGUUUUCGAUGGAGCUGAAGGAUCAGCUGACGCAGCCCGCUCUGUCGUCAUGGUUACAGUAUUAACUUUGUGUUUGUGAGUCAGUGUGAAGGAUCCAAUCAUUUUAUUAUCGAUAGCAACAAUAAAGAAGGAAGAAGAAGAAACCGAAAACGGAACAUUAGCAACAAACUCAGGACAUGAAUGUGUUUUUAUAAACCAGCGAUGAUGUGUUCACUGACCAGUGGAACUUGUGUUAACACCGUGUGAUGUCAACACGUGUGUGGUGAGCGUGUUGUGUGUAUGGUGACGUGCUCAUUAGGGCUUCAGGAUACAUCAAAAAUGUAUCGCCAGGAUAUCGACAUGGGAUAUACAUAUUGCAAAAAAGUAUUCACGCUCUACAUGUGAAUACAUCAAUCAGAGGAGCCCUGCUGCAAUAGAUAAUAGAUUAAAUUAAUUGAAUAAUAUUCAGAUGGUCCCUGCGUUGUUAGAAUGUUUAUUAUCACAAGUCUUAUAGUCAUUAAGAUAUUCAACAAUGUUAUCUCAUGUUUUCCUACUAUUGUGCAGCCCUAGUGUGCAGUCUGCCUGUUUUUGUGUAUGUUGACAUGUCCGUGUUGACGUGUGUUGUCCGUGUGUUGGUGUAUUGUGUGUGUGUUGGUGUAUUGUGUGUGUGUGUGUUGCAUUGGGACACGUGUCCUCAGAGAAUGAUGAAAUCUGAGACGAGGUCCAACAUGUUUAUCAGACAGAAGUUAGCUCAGGAAGAACUUUGUUUCUGGGCAGAUGCUAAAUCCUUGUCAGCUGAUUGGCUGUCUGGAGAUCAGCUGAUCGAUUGAUCAGAGAAUAUUUCUCUAACACUUUCAAAAUAAAAGCUCUAAGGAAUAAGAACAAUGAAAUGUUUGAUAUUAAAACAGCAAAAAAAACAAAUGACGCUCAACCACUGGUUAAUUCUCCCCAGUCACAUGAUCAUGGUGAUUAUUAUCACUAUCAUCAUUAACAACAAUAAAUCUGAGAGAAGUGAACGAUUCACUUCAUAAACACAAAGUGCCUUUAUCUGUAGUUCACAAAGGGCUUUUAUUUUGCGGAGUGAUUUUAAUAAUCGUUUCUUCAGUCUGAUUCUUUAAAAAAAACUUAAUUCAAACUUUAUUUAAACAUAAUGAAGGGAUGAGUUACAAAAUACAUGU
Messenger RNA from Limanda limanda (common dab), 3340 nucleotides. It is a transcript of the gene cdc14ab, whose product is annotated as cell division cycle 14Ab. The record is from RefSeq and is a predicted model, not a curated record. Lineage: Eukaryota; Metazoa; Chordata; Actinopteri; Pleuronectiformes; Pleuronectidae. Gene Ontology annotation, biological process: microtubule cytoskeleton organization; cilium assembly; protein dephosphorylation. Bases 242 to 1990 code for a protein of 582 amino acids. Gene Ontology annotation, cellular component: centrosome; spindle pole; nucleolus. Gene Ontology annotation, molecular function: protein tyrosine/serine/threonine phosphatase activity; protein serine/threonine phosphatase activity. The transcript is spliced from 16 exons.